Helianthus annuus (common sunflower) is the source of this 640-nucleotide messenger RNA. RefSeq lists its product as uncharacterized. The record is from RefSeq and is a predicted model, not a curated record. The coding region runs from base 1 to 531 and encodes 176 amino acids. NCBI's taxonomy places the organism in Eukaryota, Viridiplantae, Streptophyta, Magnoliopsida, Asterales, Asteraceae. The transcript has 3 exons.
AUGUUAACUGAAUCCCUCUUAAUCAUAAUGCAGCAGCAAGGACACUACACGUGCACUGCAACAAUAACAGAAAUCGACAACCUCCGCACCUGGUUCUAUGUGAAAUGUCCCAAAUGUGGCAAAAGAGCAUAUCCGGAAAAAGACCGAUUCGUAUGCUUGGACGAUGAUAUAGAAGAAGAAGAACCGAUUUUCAUGUACUGCCUCAACGCAAAAAUAACAGACAACACAGACUCUACAGAGGUAGUCUUCUACAACGAAGCACUUAAUGACAUUGUCAAGGUAAGCUGCCGUGACAUGGUUAUCAAUCUGGGAAACAGAAACCCAAAGGUGUUUCCAGACAAAAUAACUUCAGCAAAGGGGAUACCAAAGCUACUGCACAUCGUUGUGAGAAAUGAUAAUAGCAUUGCCGUGAACAAAGCAGAAAACCCAAGAACAAUCCAACCUGCAACACCAGACCCCAAGAAAACAGCAACCAAGAGACCUUUACCACAGUUGUCAGAGUCUGACAGGAAGGCAAAACAUCAAGCAUAACCAACACAUAUAAAGAACAGCAAACUUUUGGCACAACCUUUUGUAAAAGUGAAAAGCCUAUGCGCAGGUCCUAAAGUACAGUAACCCAAGGCCUGCCUUAUAUGGGGAA